This is a messenger RNA of Suillus plorans, 3027 nucleotides long. Its product is annotated as SNF2 family N-terminal domain-containing protein. NCBI's taxonomy places the organism in Eukaryota, Fungi, Basidiomycota, Agaricomycetes, Boletales, Suillaceae. The record is from RefSeq and is a predicted model, not a curated record. The transcript is spliced from 29 exons. Bases 1 to 3027 code for a protein of 1008 amino acids. Gene Ontology annotation, molecular function: ATP-dependent chromatin remodeler activity; ATP binding; metal ion binding. Gene Ontology annotation, cellular component: cytoplasm.
AUGGGUGAUAUAUCCAAGAGCACCCAAAAGAGCACAUCACGCGUCCUGGCUGCGCUGGAUUACUCCAUGCCUUCUUCCUCAAAUUAUCAUACCACUAUCCAAACAUCCCAAAUUCUCGGCAAGCGUAAAUCCGAGUCAAAUACCUUUCCUGUGUCGCCAGUGACUCUCCCAGACGUCGAUUCAACGAUUCAUGUACCACACUCACAAUUUAACAAGCCUGUGCAUGCGACUGGCGCUUCAUUACAAGGUGCUUCAUCUAGAGCUGGCAGAUCUCAAUCAAGAACCAAGAACAAUAUUCAAAGCAAGCUCAUUACAUCCGGCUUCUCUCUGAGAUACGACAGCGAAACUCCUGCUACUCGCAUUGAUCAAGGAGGCCCUGAUCAAGAACAGAGAUUGGCAGAAUUCGUUUAUAACUCUAUUGAAAAUCUUGGAGAUAGACGGUCUGUUAAGGAUGCUAUCCGAAACCUCGGUCUUCAGAGUGACAAGGAUCUCCUCCCCGGUCUCGAAGUACGGCUUUUACCUCACCAGCUCAUCGGUGUCAACUGGAUGGUGGACCAAGAAAAAAAGUCCCCUCACAGGGGUGGUAUCUUAGCAGAUGAAAUGGGUCUUGGCAAGACUGUCCAAAUGAUUGCCACAAUGGCAGCCAAUUUGCCCAGGGACACUGAUGCUGUGAAGACCACGCUCGUCGUCGUUCCCGCUGCGCUCCUUCAACAGUGGAAGGAGGAAAUCGAGACGAAGUCGAAUGACUUAUUUACCGUUCAUAUACAUCAUGGACGGGAUAAGCUUUCCACCCUGAUGGACGUCAGAUCUAAAGACGUCAUCAUCACUACAUAUCAAACCCUGAGCACGGAGCUUACUAUUCCAAAAGACAUCGAAGAAGGCGAUGAACUGGCAUAUCUUGAGGACCACGGAGGGGUACUUAGUCGCAUGAGAUGGUAUCGUGUGAUUUUAGACGAGGCCCAAUUUAUUCGAAACAGGGGAACGCAUGCUAGCCGCAGUGUAGCUCUACUUCGUUCAACUUAUAGGUGGAUGCUUACAGGCACACCUGUCACGAAUACACUUUACCCAACUAUUCCCAGUGCUGACAUAUAUGGGCUUAUUCGCUUUGGGCGUUUUCGCCCUUGGAAUGACUGGGAGUCAUUUAAACAAUAUAUUGCAAAGGUGCAGCAAGAGGAUGCGCCGCUUGCGGCAAUGCGAGCGCAGGAGAUUCUGAAGCCCCUGUUGCUUCGUCGCACAAAACAAGCUAGAUUGGAAGGAAAACUCAUUCUUCAGCUGCCCCCAAAAAACAUUGAGCUCGUGACUCUUGAAUUCUCAGCAGACGAGCAACAGCUGUAUGAUGAUUUCGAAAAGAAAAGCCACAUUCAAAUCAAUCGCUUCAUCAAAAGAGGGACGUUGUUGAAGAAUGCAACUUAUAUCUUGGCGAUGAUCCUCCGGCUUCGGCAGCUGUGUUGUCAUCCGAACUUAAUCCUGUGUCACACAGAAGAGCACGAGGACCCCUCCAUACUCAUGUCCGAUGACAAGGGAAAGGAGUUUGCGCGAGCAAUCCGAGUCAUGGGGUCGGCCUGGGUCGGCGAUAUCAAGAAGAGGUUCAUGACACGCGCACUAGAGAGUAAUCUACUCGCAUUCUCGGAUGAGGAGGGCGCAGAUGCAACAUGUCCUGUCUGCAAAGAUCUGUACGUCAACAACGCUGGUCGUGUCCUUACCUGUGGCCAUGAGAUUUGCUUUGAUUGUAUGCUCAUACUUUCAAAUUCGCCGAUUACCCAUGACGGAGAAUUUGGUCAUGGAAAUGAGAAAGAAAAUCUCCGUGCCGAACGUGAGUAUGAAGCUGCUGCUGCGAAAGGUCACCGGCCUUGUGCGUAUCCCUCUUUUCUUCGUCACGCUGUACUCUCGCUCAUUCGCGCAGGCCCUACGUGCAAGAAGAUGAACGACCCAACGAAGGUGUUCAAGUCCAUUGCAUUCGAGCCAGAGGAGGAUGAAGUCGAGGAGGCAAAUCGCGCUCGUAAGCACGCUCGCCGGGUUGUGCAAGAGAAGCCCGUGCGCCAGGGUACAGUUUCAAGUGAAGAGUCAUCUGACUCAGAUUCGGAAAUCGAGUUAUCUGUGCCUUCACGCUUCAGGGGUGCGACGCCAGAGGUCGACAGCUCCGACGACGAUAUGCCAGACUUCUCACAGCUAUUCGCGAAUGGAGGAAAACUCAAGAAGAAGGACAAGAAGGCAGCGGGGAAUAAACGAUCGCGCCAGCAGUCUGGAAACGACGAAGUGCUUGAUUUGACUGUGGGUGAUGUGUCGGAUUACCUUGAUGGUUCCGACAUUAAGCUCGGAAGGGGGCAUGCCGUGCGGUCCUCGAAGAAGCACUAUGAUAAUGGAAAAGGGAAAGCACCCAUGAGGGACGACGAGGAGAAACCUCCAUCGCAAAGUGCAGAGAAGGCAAAUUUGGAAGUCCCUGGCGCCCCUUCCGACGCACUUAUUGCCAUGUGGCGAAAAGGUGAUUACGACCUGGAACCAAGUACGAAGAUGCUCGCCCUCAUCAAUUUCCUCAAGUCAUGGGACGAGAGCGGGGACAAGACAAUCUGCUAUUCACAGUGGACCUCGAUGCUUGACCUCAUCGAAACGCUAUUCUCGCGAUAUGGGAUCCGCAGCCUGCGGUAUGAUGGUUCCAUGAACCGGAUAUCGCGGGAUAAUACCCUUGCGACAUUCAAACGACCUGAUGGACCCAAGGUCAUCCUCAUCAGCACGAAGUGUGGUAGUGUAGGUUUGAAUCUGGUUGUGGCAAAUCGCAUCAUCAAUUUGGAUCUAUCCUGGAAUUAUGCGUCCGAGUCACAAGCAUACGACCGCGUACAUCGUCUGGGACAAGAGAAAGAUGUCUUUGUCAAGCGACUUGUUGUCAAAAAUACGAUAGAGGAGCGAAUGCUCCGCCUUCAGGAGGUUAAAAGUGACCUUGCGGAUGCCGCGCUCGGCGAGGGCGCGGGAACGAAGCUACAGAAGAUGAGCGUUAAGGAAAUCAAGACUUUGUUUGGGAUGAAAACUUAA